ACACUGCCUAUUUGUUCAUAGUAGGCAGUAAGCUAUUUCGGGUUUUGCUUGAGCACUUCUGUCUAUCGAGGCUUCCAAAUCAUGAAAUGAGGCAGAGAGAUGAGCCCAUUCCUUUCCCCGUCCCCAGUUUCAACGGGAAAUUGCACCAUGGCUUUGAAAUACGGAACCUAUCCAUAGGUCUUCCCGUAUUUGCAUUUGUAAUGCCCCCUCACCAACCACCCCAGCGAGGAGAUAAAUACCCAUGAGAUCUCGCAAUCGAGCCCGCCGGUAUAAUCCACCAUUCUAUCAGACAAACCAGACCCACAUUGAAUUGAACCUCCAAAAUCAACCACCAUGACCACCACCGAAACCCCAGUGGUCCUCCUUCUCGGUGCCGGCCGCAACAUCGGCCAGCACACAGCCCAGCACUUCGCCGCCAAGGGCUACCGCGUCGCCCUCACAGCUCGAAACGUCAACCCCGACGACAGUACGGAGACCCAGCUCCAUAUCCAAUGUGACCUCGCCGACCCACCGGCCGUGCAUGACGUCUUCUCGCGCGUGAAGACUACCCUUGGAGUGCCAAGCGUGGUCAUCUACAAUGCCUCCAGCUUCACCCUAACCGACGCCGACGAUGUUUUCAACAAAGUCGCUCCCGAGCAAUUCGCCCGCGAUCUGAACGUCAACAUCGCCAGUGUUUUUGUCGCCGCCAAGCUGGCGGUUGAAGGAUUCGAGACUUUACCUGCUUCCGCAGCACGGACGUUCCUUUAUACGGGGAACGCCCUGAACACGGUUGCUGUGCCUCCGUUCUUCACGUUGGGGAUCGGGAAGUCGGCUACGGCGCAUAUGAUUGAGUGUGCGGCGAUCGCUUACCGGGAAAAGGGAUACAAGUUCUACUAUGUUGACCAGCGAAACGCGGAUGGGUCAUCUUCACCGCACAUCGAUGGCGAGGCACACGCGCAGAUAUUUGCAGAGCUGGCCGAGAACCCUGAUCAACAACCGUGGCAACAGACGUUCGUCAAGGGAGAGGGGUACAAGGUAUUUGGCAAGGGAUUCUUGAGCAACUGAUUCCGACUGCUACCAGUUACACUAUAUACCGUCCCAAGUUCUAUC
Molecule: messenger RNA, 1089 nt
Organism: Aspergillus japonicus CBS 114.51
Lineage: Eukaryota; Fungi; Ascomycota; Eurotiomycetes; Eurotiales; Aspergillaceae
Product: putative short chain type dehydrogenase
Exons: 4
Coding region: 334-1044 (236 amino acids)
Source: RefSeq, a predicted model, not a curated record